Molecule: messenger RNA, 4256 nt
Organism: Syngnathus acus (greater pipefish)
Lineage: Eukaryota; Metazoa; Chordata; Actinopteri; Syngnathiformes; Syngnathidae
Gene: elf1
Product: E74-like ETS transcription factor 1
Exons: 9
Coding region: 668-2545 (625 amino acids)
Biological process (GO): cell differentiation; regulation of transcription by RNA polymerase II
Cellular component (GO): nucleus
Molecular function (GO): sequence-specific DNA binding; DNA-binding transcription factor activity, RNA polymerase II-specific
Source: RefSeq, a predicted model, not a curated record
ACUCUGCCUUUCGACGGCGACUCCACAGUUGCUCAACCCAGGGAGAUUUCCAUAUGGACCUAUAUGACACACCUGCGUUGACUUAAAAAGAACAAGCCAAACACACCUUCUAGUCGAUCGAGAGAAAAGAUAACGACAUUGAUAUUGCAAUUGAUAUUAUAAAAAUGCCAUUUACAUACUUCUUCCAGACUAAAUAGAAGAUGAAUUAAAAAAAGAAAAAAGAAAAAAAACUUUUCGGCACAGGGGGACUAUCGCUUCCCAGGAAAAUGUGACUGCUAGGAAUUCCCCACGCGUUAUUGGAGAGAACGUCAGCGUCGUGCCAGGCAGGGAGCCGUGGCAGGAGGAGGCUUCAACCGCUGCCCGCUUGUGUAGCCUCGGCUCGCCUUCCGUCUCAGGAUAAUGCUGUUAUUUUUCUCAUUUAUUGUAAUUCCCGAAGACGUCGGGAACAUCGAAGUAAUCGUCGUCUCCCAAAGGGUAUAGAUGCAUGAGGUGGAUCUUGAGCGGGACCAGGGUGCUUCCGGUGGGGCCAGGCUGAUCCUCUGAAUUUCAGCUUGUGGUCCAGAAAGAGAAAGUCAGACUAGGAAGCAAUCUUGCAUUGUGAAAGUCUGCUUCGGGCCUCUGUAGGGGGCACUGUCCGUGUGGAGAAAGAGCCAAAGUGGCCACCGCCAUGACCACCGCAGUGCAGCCCAAUGAACUGGUGUUUGAGUUUGCCAGUAACGGGAUGGAUGAAAUCAACCAGCUGGAUGACCCGUCUGUGUUCCCCGCUGUGAUCGUGGAGCAGGUGCCCGCCACAGAUCUGCUGCAGGUGUACUCGGGCCUCGAGUCAGACGAAGUGACCAACGGCAUCAUGAUGGACAACGCCAUGCACGUGGCCGAGGUGCCUUCCAUCCUGGUGGGAGGCGUGGACCUCUCAGAAACUGUCUCGGGUGCAGAAGACAGUAUGGAGACAAAUGAGGCGGCUGCGGCUCUGCUCAACAUGGAGUCACCAAACAACAUAUUGGACGAGAAGCGCAUGUUUCACAACUACGGUACUCUGCUCGAGGCGGACCUGACGUAUGCGCCCUUAAGGCCCGACCACAUGGAGAACGACGCCCUUGACAUGUCACCGGAUGAGGACACCUCAUCCAUGGACGAGAUCCCCCAAAAAUGUCCUUUGAAGCCACAGAGAAAAAACAAAGUGAGAAAGCCCCGGGCGGUGCGCUCAUGCUCCCCCAUCUCCACCCCAAACCUGCCACUGAGGAAGAAGAGCAAAGAGGGCAAAGGCAACACCAUCUACCUGUGGGAAUUUCUCCUGGCUUUACUGCAGGACAAGAACACAUGUCCCAAAUAUAUCAAAUGGACACAGCGGGAGAAAGGCAUCUUCAAAUUGGUUGACUCCAAGGCAGUCUCCAAGCUUUGGGGCAAGCAUAAGAACAAGCCUGACAUGAACUACGAAACCAUGGGACGAGCACUCAGGUACUACUACCAGCGAGGCAUAUUGGCUAAGGUGGAAGGUCAGCGUCUGGUCUACCAGUUCAAGGAGAUGCCAGCUGACCUGGUGGUGAUCGAGGACGACGACGCAGGGUCUGACGGUCACGAAUACAACGCCCAGAGGUCCGCCAAUGGGAGGUCUGUGGCACGGGGGGGCUCCAGAGGGAGGGCUCACCAGCAGGUCAAGCAGAUGAAGAAAGAGCCCGUCGAGCAAUGUCUGCAGCAGGAAGCGCAGGGAGGACAAGCUGAACAACUCCUGCAUAUACUGCAAGCUAACCAGGGGGCGGACAUGGCACAGGCUAUGAGGGCCAUGAAUGCUACCGCUUCACUUCCGGUUGUCUUGACGUCUUCGAGUUCUCUUCAGUCUCUGCCCCUCACCACUGUCCUCUCCAACGGGGACCCCACUCACUGCUCCCCCCCUCGCGUCCUCCUCCAGUCCAUGCCCCCCACCAGCACCUCAGCCAGCGAUGUGCUGACCAUGCAGGCGGCCAACGGCCUGCAGGAGGGCUUCCCCCAGCAGCUGCUCGUCACCAACCUCGGCACGUCCGCCAUCUCGUCGGCCUCCACCACGUGCCCGGGUACCAUUUCCUCCGUCUCGAGCCUCCCCCGCCUGCUCACCAUCAACACCACCUGCGGGCAGACCAUGGUGGCGCAGCAACCCGGCACAGUCAUCGCCACCGUGCUAAAAUCGGGCGAUUUGUGCGGGCUGCAAGUGAAAGAGGAGAUGCUGGAUGCCAGCUAUUUCCAGUCCAUGGUCAACGGCGAUCCUUCCUUCGCCAACACCUUUGCCAAGGAGAACAUGGACACCAGCGAGGCGGAGCUGCAGUACCGAACUGUGAUCAUCGACACCAGCCACGCUCAUGGCCAGGAGCUUGCCGGCGAAACGGCGUUCAGUGGACUCUCUUGCCAGAGCAGCAGCCCUUGUGAAGGCCUCACCCCUGUGGAGGAGCUGGAGGUGCGAGGGGAGAUGUCUCUGCAGUCCCAACAGGCUAUCAAAGGCCUGCAGGAGCUGCCCCUCUCCAUGCAGGUGCCCACAAACUUUAUCCAGAUAAAGACGGAGCCUGCGGAGGCCUGACUUGCUUCUGUUUCUUCUUCUCAAGCUCAACUAAAAAGCAGCCCGAAUACCAUUUGGAACAUGAUGGUGGUUGUUUUUGUUUUCUUCCACGUUGCUGCAGUCUGAUCCAGGAUCAGCUGUUGCUCCUCCAGGUUGCUCAGUUCUGCCUCGAGAUCGAAUCGUUUACUCACUUUUCUGUGAUCAUGUGCCUAAAGAAAUGUAUCAAGGGAGUGUCUCAUAUUUUUUAAAGAUGUCACAUUUCAGUUUUUGGACAUGCGAAGAUAUUCACGCACCAACCUCCUCCCUUAAGGAGAACAGCCAUUGGAUGAUGACACAGGGAAGCUUGUUUGCCAAUUGUGCCAGUUAUUCUGUUAUUGUCUUAAAUCUCAGUGGACAUGCAAAUGGUGAAAGAAAAGAGGCUUGGCUCAGUACAAACCAAAACAUGGGGGACUGAAAACAAAACGGAGCAAGGAAAUUGGACUUUCUGGCUGAGGGAACGCCAGCAACCAAUGAGCAUCAUUGCAGACCCUCAAAUGCAAAGAGGACCCUGAUGACUGCUUUUGGGACAUGGUACUACUUUAUUUUCUUAGAAGCAAAAGCAAAGUCCUCUCUAGUAGACUACUUCAUGCUUCCAAACUGGAAAGGGCAUUUGGAAGAAAAUAAAUCUUGGCACAGAUUGGAGGCAAAGACAGAAUUCUCGAUAAAACUUUUUUCUAUAUCAGCUGGUGAUUUUGAGGCUGAAAUCCUGUUGAUAUGAGACGGAAUAUGCAUGGAUCUCUCUCUGUAUAGACAAAUGAUAAUACACUUGAGAUUCACUAUUAUGGCCACGGCAAAUUUUAUUUAUUUUGUGAAUUUCUAAAUUCUGUAUAAAAAAGGCGCAUUUGUACUCUAUUUACAUGAGGGAAAAUACAAAGAAUAUAUACAUGUUUAGUACGAGGAAGACCAAACUCUUUUUUUCCAUAAAUAUAUAAACUGCUUUUCUCUUACCCUUGUUUCCGUUCCCCUUACAUGUUGUUGUUCAUAUCCUGCUGUGUGCGCGCGCUUCUGUUUAGCAAGGAUAUUGUAGUUGUCAUGCAUUAAAAGCAUUCAAGAGUCAGUAUCAAAAGAAUCAAUCAGUAUGGGGAUAUAAAAGUCAUUUAUCAUCUCUUUUGAACCAGUGCUAUUCUGUUCAUUUACACACGUCUUCUCGGCUCCUGCUAACAUGUGAAUCCAGUGUGUGCAUUCUCCAUGCCGAUGACACCCGAGGCCAGAUUUAUGAUUGGACCCCAUCGGCCAUAGUGCCGUGUCUAAACAGGCCAAACUUUCUCUACAAUGGGUGGAGGCACAGAGGGGUCAUGCAGAUACACUGACCUUGAUUCACAGAGCAGGAGUUAUAUAAACUCCUAGUCUUAGUUUGUUUGGUUCUGUAAGGACAAGCUGAAUGUAUACAUACUGUUCAAAUAUAUGCAAGAUAAUGACAAUCAAUAAUUACACUGGAGACAUUUUCUUAUCCAAAUCUUGUUUAUGCUGCUGCUUUAUUUGCUCCAUAUACUUAGCCUUUAUGUAGACCAACCUCGCCUUAAAGCACUGUUGUUUCUUGACCAUUAACUGUCAGUGGCCUUCUUAAUGCCGAGUAUACUUAUAAAGCUUCUUCCUUGUUUUGUGACACAACAGAUGUCCAGAAAUCACACGCAGCCCAAAAAAAGGAAAAAAAAACCAUGCAGAAACAUUAAACUUGGAGACAAAAACAGUU